CUUCGUAGUAGCUGUACUCCUGUAGCGCCGCCUGCCACGCGUGCCGCAUGUGGUCCUCAUGUCCUCUCCUGCUGUCGACAUCAAGCUUGGCUGCAAGAUCGUCGAGAAAGGCAGCCACAUCGCCAUGGCGAGGGGUGAGUAGGGGGCAUCGUCCGCACUCCAGUCCCAGUCUUCCGCGGGCACAUGCUCCUCAUACGGAGGCUGCACGGCCUAUUCAUGAGGCUCAGACAUGGGCGAGUCACCGUGGAAGACGGGGUAGACGCCCGUGACGCCCGGGAGGCUUCCCGCUCUUGCCGCUGCAUGCAGUGCUGUGUCACCAGCAUGGUUCUGGUGCGUGUACAGAACCCACAGCAGCCGCGCCGUACUCGGCAUCACCACAGUGCCGAAGCUGGUGGGGAUGGCAUUAAUGAAAGAAACAUUGCGGGCGGCGGCGGCGCGGUGCAGCGCCGAGUCGCCAGUGGCCGGAUCGGUGAAGGAGGCUAGCAGGGCGUUACCUUGGAAAUAGCUUGGCUCAGCGCCCGUUGUAGCUGCGCAAGCCAGCAGGUGUCUCCUCCUCGAGGAGCUGGCCAUUCAAAGUGUAGGGCCACUGGUACGCGUCAUGGGCAGGAUUGGCCUCGGCUCAAGCGGCGGCCGUCAGGGAUGCGGGCUGCAGCCCAGGUAUAAGAUAAAAUGGGUAUGGAAGAGGAAGGAGGUCGCAGGCCAGGGUAAAAACUGUGAACGAACUCCUGGAACCACAUUCAGCCGUGUAUGGGCGUAUAUGGCUCGCCCGUGGGCGCUUCGACCUGAAAGGUGGCACUGGGAAGGGGUGAAUGAGGUUGGUGGUGAGUUCCGCGCCGCACCCCUGGUCAACAAUGUUAUCUCGUUUAGACUUCCGGGUCCAGAAACAAUAAAGGCGGAAGAGCGAAGUGUGCUGUGGGCGGAGCCGAGAUUCUCUUUGCUGUCUUUCUUGUUUAUGGGUAUUGCAGAAUUACCUAUACUAUCCUGCAGUAAGGACGAGUUCGGCGAUCCCCGCCCUUACCCUCUUGCAGGGCUCCUGAUGUGGCCGAGGAGAUCUUGAUGAGCCCAGCAGCAGGGCAAGCUCCGGCCAUAGUAGCAUUGAAGACACUGACCAGCCUAUAAGCGGCGCACCAUCCCUUCUGUGUCUGCCUUGUCUGCAAUGACCACCAAUAUCCGCCGGUAAAGAAUGUAAACUGACUAUUUGUCACUGUCUCAAAUCGGGGG
This is a messenger RNA of Exophiala dermatitidis NIH/UT8656, 1221 nucleotides long. RefSeq lists its product as uncharacterized. The transcript has a single exon. The coding region runs from base 599 to 1057 and encodes 152 amino acids. The record is from RefSeq and is a predicted model, not a curated record. Lineage: Eukaryota; Fungi; Ascomycota; Eurotiomycetes; Chaetothyriales; Herpotrichiellaceae.